This is a messenger RNA of Rosa chinensis, 1990 nucleotides long. Its product is annotated as F-box protein At-B. The transcript is spliced from 4 exons. Lineage: Eukaryota; Viridiplantae; Streptophyta; Magnoliopsida; Rosales; Rosaceae. Gene Ontology annotation, cellular component: SCF ubiquitin ligase complex. The coding region runs from base 39 to 1895 and encodes 618 amino acids. The record is from RefSeq and is a predicted model, not a curated record. Gene Ontology annotation, biological process: SCF-dependent proteasomal ubiquitin-dependent protein catabolic process.
AGUCUGAAAUUCAGUUGUUUUUGACAAGAACAGAAAAAAUGGAGCGGCAGAAGGAGCAAAAACAAGGACCGCAAAUGGGGAUUGGUUUGGAGACCUUACCCAGCUGCGUAUUGAUCAGCGCUAUCUUCCCCAAGCUGGAACUGGAAACCCUGUGCUCUCUCGCUUGCGUCAGCAGAGCAAUGAACUCCUCAGUCUCUCAAGCCCUUUCUUCACUCUCCUCCCUCAAUCUCUCCGCGUUUUCUGCGAAUGCGCAGAUUUUGAGUAGCAUUGUUGGUGGGUGCAGAGGCCUUAAUAGCCUCACCCUCAAUUGCCUGCGCCUAGACGACUCGUCGUUGGCGAUUUUUCUGGGUGCACAUAUCCAAGAACUGAACUUGCUGUGCUGCUCCUUGAUGUCGUAUCAAGUCCUUGCUUCCAUUGGAGAGGCUUGCCCCAAUCUCAGGGUGCUUGUGCUAGAAUUGGUAGACCAGGAAUCACCUGAAGCUUUUAAGAUCAACCUGGACAGAAUGCUUAAUGGUUGUUUAUGCUUGGAGUCUUUAUCUAUAAAGAUUCGAUGGAGAGGUGUAGGUGCAAAUCCUUUUCAGCCAUUUCGAUUCUUCCUGCCUAAAACUCUCAAAAGCAUCAAGUUGCAGCCAGUGCUUGAGGAAGACGUAAUCCAUUUCACUAGUUUGAAUGAUGCAUUUAGGAACUAUUUGCCAACAGCUAAUGUCAGCACCCCUGUUUCUAAAUCCUCAUUUGCAUUCGCAUUGCAGCGCUUGUCGCUUGUCUUAGAUGUUAUAUCAGAUCAGCUAAUUGUCGCCAUUGGGAUUUGUGACAAUUUGGUAGAGCUGGAUCUUGAAGAUAGACCAAUUCAGGAACCAUUGCCAAACCAUGACUUAACCAGCGUGGGGCUUAUGAGUCUGGCCUCUAAUUUUCGUUUGAAGGGAUUGUCUCUUGGAAGAAGUAGACAGAACUGCCAAGUCUCGUUUAAGGGAGUGGAUGAUAUGGGCAUGUUUGUUUUUUCUAAGUACUGCACGACUCUAGAGUCGGUGAGACUUUUUGGUUUCUCCAGAGUUAGUGACGCAGGCUAUGCAUCGGUCCUACAAUCGUGUCAGAAUUUGAAGAAAUUCGAAGUGCGUAAUGCCUUCCUUAUGUCAGACUUGGCCUUUGUUGACCUUACUCGGUUCUCAUGUUCUCUUGUUGAGGUGAAAUUGUUGUCAUGCUGUCUUAUAACUUGUGAAACGGUAAAUCAGCUCACCAGUUCUGGGGUCCUGGAUGUGCUUGAUCUGUAUGGCUGUAGGAGCAUAGCAGACUCCUGCCUCAUCUCCAUUGCAUCGCUUCAUAGCUUAACCAUGCUGAAUCUUUCAGGAGCUGAUAUUUCUGAUUACGGCUUAUCUGUUCUUGGGACAGGGAAUCCACCCAUCACACAUUUGUGUCUUAGAAACUGUAAGGCUGUGACUGAUGAAGGAGUUUUACUUUUGUUUCUUGGAGGAGGCACAAUUGGCAAAACACUGUCAUCCCUCGAUUUAGGACACAUACCAGGAAUAUCUGAUAAAGCAGUUCUCACAAUUGCUGUGGCCGGUACAGAGAUUACUGAGUUGUGUCUCAGUUAUUGCUCCUCUAUGACUAAUUCGUCCCUAGAAGCUUUGGCUACAAGGAAACAGUAUCGAGAUGAUUGUAAACUACUUCGGAGGCUUGAUAUUUUCAAUUGCAAGGGUUUGUCUGCUGACUCAAUUAGGUUGCUGAAGAGGCCUUUCUUCCCCGGACUGCACUGGCUUGGUAUUGGGAAUACUCGUUUGAAUAGUAAAGGAUGUCCAGCUCUCAGUGAAAUUGGUUACGAAAGACCAUGGCUGACGAUAUGUUUGGAUGGCUGUGAAAUGGGUUGUCAUGAUGGAUGGCAAUUCCAUAGAGUUCCAUAGAGCUUGAUAUCCUCCAUGAAAGACUGUCCUAGCAUGUAAAAUUGUGGUAUUUGCCAUCAUUUCCAUUACCCUUUAGCACAUAUAGUAUUCUCCUA